CCCACGUGAGAUCGAGAAGAUGGUAUAUUCCAUGGACUGUCAAACGGUGGCUCUUCAGUCACUAUAUCUAGUUCUCAUGUAGGCGGGGGAAAGCUGAGAGUCCUAAUCCACGAGCUGUUACAGAGCCGGCGCUGUGAGGCCAUGGCGUAUCACUAGUACAAAACCCUGUUAUCAAUAUUCUAUUGCGCUUAACCUUGCGGCCUUGGUUCUCUCCUCCCUACUUUACCCCUGGCCAAUCCUCCUCGCUUCUAGCUAGGUCACGUGGGAAGCAAGUAGCGACCAAUCCGGCUCCGGUCGUUGAGGGCUGUGUGACUGGAGGAGGGGAGAGACCCUGUAGGAAAGAGAGAGGGGUGUGAGCGCUGCUGUUCGGAGGCGAUAGUCAGGCUUGUAUAUCCCUUGUUUUCAAACCGUGGCCGCUCGAUGCCUGACUGACGGCGGAGAACACUGGCUCGAGGGACGUUCGAAUAAGAGGGUGACUUGACAAGGCGCGCGAACUGGAGCACACUGACCCCCUAUAAGGCUAACGUGAGGCGCUUUUAGCAGAACAAAAAAUUAGGGAUAUCUCAACAGAACAAAAAAUGAGGGAGGAAACUGGGAUCUAAGUUUGAAUCUUUUGCCAAAAAAUGUGCACGAUGUUCCAAUUGAUCAGCAGAGUGGAAAGCUAACAAUAAUAAGAUGCCCAAAACAUUAUCCUCAAAAGCAACCCCAAGUGAGAAUUCGGAUAGCGACUGCAACAUCAUGGUUGAAAAACCAACGGGACGAAAGAAUAAGGAGAAAAUAUCGUCCUUCAAUAGAACACCUAAACUGGAUAGGAGUGAUAUUAGCAAAGAAAUGAAGGAAAAAUCUUCAAUGAAACGCAAGCUUCCUUUCACUCUCAGCCCAACCAGAACUGAAGACCGGGAUUCUGACACUGAGAAAGAAGGACCAGAGAAGAAGAAAAUAAAAAGAGAAUCAGGAAGCAAGAAAUCCACUCCAGUUAACAUUCUUUUUGGUUAUCCUUUAUCUGAACGCAAGCAGAUGGCACUUCUAAUGCAAAUGACAGCCAGAGACAAUAGCCCAGAUUCUACUCCAAAUCAUCCUUCCCAGGCAACACCAACUCAGAAGAAAACGCCAUCAUCCUCUACCCGGCAAAAAGACAAAGUUAAUAAAAGAAAUGAACGGGGAGAAACCCCCUUACAUAUGGCAGCCAUACGCGGAGACAUAAGCCAAGUGAAAGAGUUGAUUUGUAUGGGUGCAAAUGUCAAUGUUAAAGAUUUUGCAGGUUGGACUCCUCUUCAUGAAGCUUGUAACAUGGGUUAUUAUGAUGUUGCAAAAGUCUUGAUAGCAGCUGGAGCAGAUGUUAAUACGCAAGGACUGGAUGAUGAUACGCCUCUUCAUGAUGCAGCUAGCAGCGGCCAUAGAGAUAUUGUGAAAUUGCUGUUACGACAUGGUGGCAAUGCAUUCCAAGCCAACAAACAUGGAGCACGUCCUGUUGAUGUAGCUGAAACAGAAGAAUUAGAGCAGCUUUUAAAGAGGGAGGUGCCAAUCUCUGAUGAUGAUGAAAGCUAUGCAGAUUCAGAAGAGCCACAGUUUAAUAAUCUGUCAAGCGUGGAUGAAAACUUAGACUCAGAGGGAGAAAAGGAAUCUUUGAUCAAUGAAAGCAAACAUGUUGCAAUUAAGGGAACACCUUGCACUUCAGGACUUGAUGAGUAUGAAUUUAAAGAUGAUGAGGAUGAUGACGAUGAACCAGAAAUAAGCAAGAUGUUUGAUAAGCAUAUGCUUAGGAAUGACAUUAAAAAUGAAAACACUGAAGCAAGGACUAAUGACAGUUUCUUUAUAAAGCAGGAGAAAGUUGACUUUCCUAAAAUGUACAAAAACCGGAAACCAAAGCCAUCUCGCCUGUUAUUCUCCAGUUCUGAUAGUUCCGAUGAUGAUUUGCUUCCAGAUAAAGGUAGUUUGAUGUCUGACAGUCUCAGUUCUGAUAUCAGACCUAAGAAGGAGUAUAGUGCUUUACAUGAACAGAAAGAAAAGGGGAAAGUCAGAAGGAAAUUAAAGAAUCAAAGCAAAAAUAAAGAAAAUCAGCAAUUAAAACAAGAAAGAGAUAAGAAAGAAAAUAUGAAAGUAAUAAAUAUGGUGGUGUGCCCUAGCAUAGACUCCUUGGACAAGUCCAAAGAAGAGGACAUGUUUCGAAAAUCACUUUGUACAAAGGAAGAACCAUCCUUACAAUUAUUUCAGAUCGCUCCUGGCAAAUCACCCAAACACACUUAUACAUUUAUUGACAAGCAGUCAAUACCUCUAAAGCAGGAAAACACUAAAAUGUGUGUUUCGCCCCCUGGAGGAUCAGAAUCAUCACUGCAGACUGAUUUGUUCCGAUAUGCUCAAAGUACUGAUGCUGAAUAUGCAAUUGAAAGUUCUAGUUCUUCAUUCUCCAAAUAUAAAGAAAAGAGUAAACAUCUGAAGGAGUGUUUUAUUGAGUAUACAGAUAAGUCUAUCUUAAAAUGUAAAGAAGAAGGUAAAAGUCCAUCAUUUGAAGCCUCAGAGUGUAUGCCAAAAAAAUCUGACAAGGAGGGUAAAAUAGUAAAAAAACACAAAAUUAAACAUAAAGAAAAGGAAAAAGAAAAGUCCAGAAAAGAUCCAGAUGAAAAUGACAGAACCAAGCAUACAGGAAACAAUAGAAACAUUCAAAGACAAAUAGAAUUUGACAGAGAAUUCUGGAAAGAAAACUUUUUUAAAAGUGAUGAAAAUGAUGAGGAGUUUUUAAUUAUGGAUUCAAAGAACACCUUAUCUGAGAAAAAAGUGAAACUGGAAAAAUCACCAGCAAAGGAAGACCAUUUAGACAGAGAGAAUCACAUCUUGCUAGAAAAUGUUAAGGAUGGAGAAGAGGAGCCAUCAAAAUUGGAUCAAGAAAACACUCAAAAAGAAGAAAAGGGAAAAGAUUGUAAUAGUGAUGCAAACGGUCUUCAUUUGGUAAAAGAAAAAGAGACUAAAUUUGUCCCAUUAAAUAUAUCUGUAAAAGAAGAGUCAUUACAAAUUGAUAAAGAGACAGAUGCAGAAAAAGCAUUUAAGGAAGGGAAAGAAAAAAGUGAAAAACGAUCUGCGCUAAAGGAGAGGGACUUAGAAAAGAAAAGCACUGAUAAAGAGAAGAAGGCAAAAUCAGAUCACAAAUCUGAAAGAGAAAAAGUAGAAAUGCCAGAAAAUACAGACAAAUCUAAAUCACACCUGCAAUCCCCAGAUAAGCUUCAAAAGGAAAGCGAUAAAAUUAGGACUUCAGCUGUCGGCAAAAAAAACGAUGACAAAUCCAAAGACAGAAAAGACCGGAAUGAAAAGGACAAGCAUCUUGGAGAGCACAAACUUUGCACAGAUAGAAAACCCAAGCAUGCUGAAAAAGAUUCAGAAUCAAGCAGAGCAGAUAAAACUAAACGUAGAGAGAAGGAAUUCAGAAAGAAAUCAAGGGAAGUAGACUAUUAUGCUGGUGCAAGCGACAAGCAUGUUCAAGAAGAGCGCAAACAAAGUGGUAACACUGAUGGCAGUAAAAUACUUCAUGAAAAGCCUGCUGUAGUAAAGGAAAAGCUAAAAGAGGAGCAGCAAAAGGUUCCCGAACAUAAAGAAAAGGACAGGAAAGACAAGGAAAAAGACAUUGAUCGAUAUAAAGAAAGGGACAAGCAUAAAGACAAAACACAGACAAAUAUUCCAAAGUUGAAACCUAAAGAUUCUGAAGCAGAAAAAUGCAAAUCUAAAUUGCAGUCCUCAAAAGACACCAGGCCAAAAGAAAAAAGGCUGGUCAAUGAUGAUCUCAUGAAAACUAGUUUUGAAAGGAUGCUAAGCCUCAAAGACCUUGAAAUAGAACAGUGGCACAAGAAGCAUAAAGAAAAAAUAAAACAAAAGGAAAGACUAAGGCACCGGAAUAGUGUAGAACUUACUAAAAUAAAAGAAAAAAUAAAACAUUCACCAACUCCAUCCAAAAAUAAAGAGCUAACAAGAUCAAAAAGUUCUGAACUAUCCGAUGUAUACACAAAAGAGAAAUCACUGAAAGAGGCCACAAGUUGCAGAUCCAAUUCAGUUGAUGCAAAGAACUUGACCGCUUCAGGGAAGACCCUUUUAAUUUUAGAAAAUAGUAAUAUAACAAGGUCGCCUAGAUCAGAGAGUGAAAAAACAGGCCUAUGCUCGCGGUCUGUAUCUAUGAUUUCUGUUGCUAGCUCGGAGGAAUCUUGUCAUGCAUCUGUGACUACACCAAGGCCUACAACAGAAUAUGACUCGGACUUUGCUUUAGAAGGAUCUGACUCCCAAAUGGCCUUUUCACAGUCUCCAUUUUUACCUACUGCCAAGUCACCAGCCACACAUGACAGAGAUUUAGACAGCAUUGCAGAGUUGCCUGAUCGAGUUAAACCACUUGUGACAAAUAGACUUCUACCAGGUUAUUUCAGGUCAGCGUCUGUAGAGGAUGUAAAAUUGGCGAUCGGUGAAUGCAGGCCAGUUGUAGAAGUACGGAGGUGCAGUAUGCCCGCUGCCUUGGUUGAUCAAGUAAAGCCCACACAAAUGUUGGAAAAUAAUAUACCAGAAGUGCCAUCCUCUGUAAAAAUGACACCAAAUAGGUGUGUUUCUCCAAAACCAGAAGUAUUGCCUGCAUCGGAGAAGGACACACAUAAUAGCACUUAUCUACCUGUAAGUUGUAAAAAAUCUUUAUCGUUUAGCAAACAUGCUUUGGAUGAAAGUUUCAUUAGUCCAUCAACACAGGCUUCUGAGGGAAGUUGUCUUCAAAGUGGGACUGAGUCACCUGUAACACAGAUUGCCACCCCUGUUGCUUUUGAAUGUGAACAUGCAAAGUUGUCUUGCAGUGAAAAUGAUGCUCCAGUCCUUUCAGAAAACCAACCAUGUCAAGAAAUGUUAAGUUCCAGAGAAGAAAACACACCUCCUGUAAUUCAGCAAUGCCCUGUUUUGCCUCCACAAACACAAAGUAAUUUUGUUGUAAAUACCACAGUGUCAGACCCACUCUGCUUCUCAAACACCGACCCACCAAUCCAUUAUAAACAAGUACACGCUAAUGUAAAGGAAGAGCAAAGUCAUUGUGCCAACUCUAGCUUUGUCAAGGCAGGUGAGACUGUAUCUGAAGUUAAACUCAUUCAAACAGAAGACAGAUCUUUGUGUUCUUCAGAAUCCAAUGUAAAUUCUCCGACAAUUGAAAGCAUAAAAAUUGUACUGACGGAUGCAAACGUAGGAGGCAUACCAAGUGAGGGUGAUGAGGCCAUGCAGGUUAGCACAGAAAUAAAUACAGAUAUUUCUUUAAGUAACCCAGAUUUUGAGGAGAGAACUGUACAGGAUAAUAUAGCUGACAGUGAGUCCACACCAAAACAAGACAAAUUCAUUAUAGAAAGUGCUCCUUCCUCCACAUUAAUUGAUGUUAAAAGUGAUGCUGAUGUGGUUAAAGGUUGUGAAACUACAGAAAUAACUAAAGAUAGUCCAGACCAACAAGUCAUUCCUCAAGAAUGUUCUGUCCACACAAAUGAAUCUCCUAAAACUGAGCAACCACAUUGUCUUUUGUCCAUUAUGGAUAGUUUGCUCCCUCAGCAAGGUCAAGAUGUGCAAAAUUUUAGCCAGUCUGCCAAGAUGGAGGCAGAGGAGAAUGCUGAGGAAAAGGCAGAGCAGCAAGAAAUUCCACAAAGAAUUACAAGAAAUCGAGCCAACAUGUUGGCUAACCAGAAUAAGCAGGUCCAGACAAAUUAUUUUCAUUCCUCUGAUAAGGAGACCGUUGAGUCUAUGUCUUUGAGAGGGAGGAUACGCCUGACAGAAGAUGAUGAUGAUGUGCAAGUGCAUCAUCCACGCAAAAGAAAGAUGGCUCGUGCUUCUCAACCUGGACUUGCCAAUUCCUCUGUAAUGCAAGCAAAGGAAAAAACGCAGCAAUCUCUGGCAGCUGUUGUUGACUCAUUAAAACUGGAUGACAUUCAACCAUACCAAACAGAAAGGGCAAAUCCAUAUUUUGAGUAUCUACAUAUAAGAAGGAAAGUAGAGGAAAGACGUAAAAUGCUGUGUAGUGUUAUUCCACAAGCACCGCAAUUCUAUGAUGAAUAUGUGACCUUCAAUGGGUCAUACCUUUUGGAUGGAAAUCCUUUCAGCAAACUCUGUAUUCCAACUAUUACACCUCCUCCAUCUCUCGCAGAACCACUGAAGGAGCUCUUUCGCCAGCAAGAGGUUGUUCGAAUGAAACUUCGGUUACAGCACAGCAUUGAAAGGGAGAAGCUCAUUGUGUCUAACGAGCAAGAAGUUUUGCGUGUCCAUUACAGAGCAGCAAGAACCCUGGCCAACCAGUCCCUUCCAUUCAGUGCAUGCACGGUGUUGCUGGAUGCAGAGGUGUAUAACGUUCCACAAGAGUCUCAGACAGAGGAUGGUAAAGCAUCCGUGCGAGAUCGUUUUAACGCGAGGCAGUUCAUGUCUUGGCUGCAAGAUGUUGAUGAUAAAUUUGAUAAACUAAAAACAUGCCUUCUCAUGAGACAGCAACACGAGGCGGCAGCACUAAACGCAGUUCAGAGAUUGGAAUGGCAACUCAAACUCCAGGAACUUGAUCCCGCUGCAUACAAAUCUGUCAGCAUAUAUGAAAUCCAAGAAUUUUAUGUCCCUUUAGUGGAAGUCAAUGAUGAUUUUGAAUUGACACCUAUAUGACAAUGUCACAUUCUGCAGCUAUUUAAAAGACUUCCUCAGUAAGCAAGGCUGCAGAAAUUGGAUCAUGUACCGCAAUUUAAGGCCAUGCCUCUUCUAACAUAAGAAAUGUUUCUCUAAGGAUGUCGGAAGGUCAAGAGCACACAGCCUUCAGCUCUUAUGAAGCCAAACCCAUGCAUGUGCAAAUGCGGGAAUUUCUGGCAUUUAAAUAAGGCCAUUUUUUAAACAAGGACAAAAAUUGUGCUGGUAAGUUGCCCGGUCACCUUACAUUGCACUUCUAGCUACUGUUGGUGGAAAGGGGAUAAUCUGCAGCGCAGGAAUCUGCACCAGAAAAGCAGCCAUGCUACAAAUAGAAUUAACUUUAAGAUGCACAACACCGUUGCACUUCUCCCCCUGCUAUUAGUGGUGCAUGAAGUGCUUUGCACGCCAGUGUAUGGCAGUUCAGUGCCACAGGAAUCGGCAGAAGCGCAAUGGAUAUUCUAUCCCCGCUCUCCAACAAGGGUUACAUGUUACAUGAUACUAGUGCUCUGAAAACUUUAAGUGCUCUAAAUCCUUUGCAAUGUAGGAAGAUUCCGCGUGUAAUUUGAACAGAUGUAAUAUUGUCUUAUUUUAAAUAACUUAUUUUAUAUAUAAAAUGUGCAUUUGUAAAUAGUAUUGUAAUUAAAUGUUGAAAUUGUACAAACCCUAGAUAUUUUAUGUGUAAGCUGUUUUACGUCGGAUGUUUUUUUUUUUUUUUUUGGACCAAAGUUGUCUUUUGUUUUUAUUUGUAAAGUGAUGUAUGUGUCAAUGUUGCAAGUAGAAGCAUGAUCAGGGCCUGAGACAGCCUGACUACAAGGUAUUGCAUGCUCCACUCUUUUACUACAGUGACUCUAUUUACAUUUGCUUUCAUUAACCAGCUGAGUGCCACUAAGAGCAUGCAUCAUGCUACAAUGUCCAAUGGCACCAGGAGGGUUAAAAACCCCAAAACAAAUUUAAUUUUAGCCUGCUGUCGAUAAACUUUCAUGCAGAUAAUGUUUUUUGUUUAAACCUUAGGGGAAAAAAACUUUAAAAAAAAAAAUAAGGAAAGCUACUUGUCAAGACAUUGGACUCAAGUUGGCCUAUUUUUAAAAAGCCGCCUUUGAAUGAAAUUCUAAAAUUGUAAAUGUUCUAUUUUAAUAUUUACUUAAAGUUUGUAUAUAUUUCUGUAAAUAUGUUGUUUUAAUAAAUUUUAUUGGUCCUGUUCAGAA
Molecule: messenger RNA, 7856 nt
Organism: Xenopus laevis (African clawed frog)
Lineage: Eukaryota; Metazoa; Chordata; Amphibia; Anura; Pipidae
Gene: ankrd12.S
Product: ankyrin repeat domain 12 S homeolog
Exons: 13
Coding region: 676-6633 (1985 amino acids)
Cellular component (GO): nucleoplasm
Source: RefSeq, a predicted model, not a curated record